AUGGAGACAAAGGAAAUCCAUAGCAUCCAAUUUCAACAAGCAUUGGCUGCGCAGUUUGGCAGCGAGGCUUUGCUGGCUCUUCCCAAUGGAACCAUCAUCGACUUGGCCGCUGGCUAUGUGCCGCUUCUUGGACGGUUCACCUUCGAAGACAAGGCUGCCAAAGGGUUACGAAAGCGAAAGGCAGACGAAGAGUCGGAGCCUCCGAUUUACUUCACCGCUCUGGAAUUGGUGCGCGACAAUCAAUUCUUGCUUCUGGCAGGCCCAAGCGGCAGCGGUAAAACGACUUUUGCGAAGCAUCUCUGCUUUCGCUUAGCGAGCGCGGACUUCCACCAUACUCGGCCAGUGGUCCGGAAUGAUCUUGGCCAUGUGCGAGAAGAGAAGUGGGAUUCCGGACCGAUUUUGCCUUACUACUUUACAUUGAACGACCCGAAUCACCCACAGACACUGGUGGACAUCACUAUUCCAAACAUCAUCCAGGCAGCCUCAACCGAGAAAAUUGAUUUGCUGUUUGCAAUCGAUGCAAUCAAUAGGGCGGGUGAAACUGCCCCACGCCUUUUGCAACAGCUCGUGUCACUAUUUUGCGGACACAAGAACCAUAGGCUCGUCUUGCUCGGGGUUCCAGACAUCUGCGACCGUUGGGCUUUGCCGCCCAACAUCGCCAGGCACAAUUUGUUACCAAUGUUGGAGCUUCACAGACGACAAGCCGUUGCGAGGCAUCUAGGGCCCGCGCCACCGGAAGCACCGAUCGCAACGGGCGUUGCUGCAAAGAACCCGGCCUUGUUUGCGCUUGCUCUACAGGCGAGACAUUGUGGCGAGCAGGCCGAAGACCUCCUUGAUUCAUGGCUUUCGGUCACCUUUCCGCGACCCAGCCCCGUUCAAGAGCUCGCCGAAGCUGCAUGGAACCGUAUAUGUCAUGUUCAAGCCCCGCGAGAGACGGUUAAGCUUGGCUCAAUCGCGUCAAUCAACAACCCAGCGAUAGACUGUACCGCUGUUCAGCACUUGCUAGCUGCUCGGCAUCUGGCAGGUCUACCUUUACAUGUCGCCGUUGAACUAUUCCGCCUUCAACCUCAAGCUUACGCACCCGUCAUAAAGAGCUGUCUGUUUCGCUUGGCUUCCUCUGGUUGCUCGGAUGGCCUCGUUGAAGGUCUUCUUGACGGCUUGCCUACCCAAAGUCAACGUGGCGCCCUGCUUGUAGCCGAUGUUGUUGGAAAAGCUCGUGGGUUCCAAGACAAGAUUAUCAAUACGAUGCUGGAUAUCAUCACGCAAGGGACUUUGUCAGCAACCGAUCGAGACAAAGCUGGCCGUAUUCUUUCUCGGUUCGGCGGCCCACGAGACUUGACAUCGCUUGCAGAAAUCCCUUCAGGAAGUUUUGUCAUGGGAUCUCAAAGUCACCCGAACUCGCAGCCUCUAGGGGAGAUAUCUCUGGAAAGAUUCCGCAUUGGUGUAUAUCCCGUCGCUGUCAGAGAUUGUUCUGCCUUUGUCCGAGAAACAGGCCGAGAUUGGGUGAGCCGGGGCGGCGCAGACCCCGAUAGACUGAAUACACCAGCGACGGACCUCACAUGGCACGACGCGAGAGGGUAUUGCUCCUGGUUGACCCAGCAUUGGCGUAAGAUCGGCAAAAUAGGCUCUCAUGAGAAAGUCCGCCUUCCGACGGAACCGGAGUGGGAACGUGCAGCUAGAGGUGGCCAAACUGGAACCGGGAGUGAGGCGCUGGUUUACCCUUGGGGUACGACUUGGGAAGAUGACGCGGCGAACAGCGAGGCAACAGAUCUAAACGCGACAUGCGCGGUUGGUCUAUUUCCAAAAGGUCGCUCCCUUACGGCUGCUUUGACAUGGCUGGUCAGGUCUGGGAAUGGUGUUCGACCCUUUGGGGCGAGGACAUGGCCACCCCGUCCUUCCGAUACCCAUGGCAAGACGACGACAGAGAAGCACCAGACGCACCUCAUUACAUCCGGCGCGUGCUGCGUGGAGGAUGCUUCUCGAGUCCAGGGAUCAAGGCCAACUGUACAUAUCGUGGCAGUCUGGAACCAUCAGGAUUUUGGCGCAGAAACGGCUUUCGGAUCGUCGUUGCUCCGGUAG
Molecule: messenger RNA, 2079 nt
Organism: Colletotrichum graminicola M1.001
Lineage: Eukaryota; Fungi; Ascomycota; Sordariomycetes; Glomerellales; Glomerellaceae
Exons: 1
Coding region: 1-2079 (692 amino acids)
Source: RefSeq, a predicted model, not a curated record